CUAUUCUAUACACUCUCAUCAAUAGCAAAAGGGCAAAACAUCCAAAGCUCUUGCUUUUCUUCUUUUUUAUCCUCAAUUUUUGAAACCGUAGUUCUGGAUAAAGUAGCGACCUACUCUUCUUGCUCUGUCACUGUUGCUAUAAAAAAGGGGGUCUUGGCUCCAGUCUUCGAUACAAUCACGGAGUAGCAACCACAUCUGGCUUUGCCUCCAAUCAGCUCAGUAGUGCAAAAUGCAUACGAGGUAUAUGGAGAGAACAAAUUCGAUGAAAGCGGGAGGAAAGAGGAGUUUGGAAGAUGGUGGGGGAGAUGAAGAUCAGCAGAAGCCAGAUAAAAAGCGACCUGCUUUAGCUAGUGUUAUUGUGGAGGCUCUUAGGGUGGAUAGCCUCCAGAAGCUCUGCUCGUCUCUGGAACCGAUUCUUCGAAGAGUGGUCAGUGAAGAAGUUGAAAGAGCUUUGGCUAAGCUGGGUCCAGCCCAAAUCAAUGGAAGGUUGCCAACUAAACAAAUCGAAUGCUCAGAUAGAAGAAACUUGCAGUUACACUUCAGGUCUAGGCUUUCUCUUCCACUUUUCACUGGAGGGAAAGUAGAAGGGGAGCAGGGUGCUGCAAUUCAUAUUGUACUAAUAGAUGCCGACACAGGGCGUGUUGUACCAUCUGGACCAGAAUCUUCUGCAAAGCUGGAUAUUUUUGUGCUGGAAGGUGAUUUCAACAAUGAAGAUGAUGAAGGCUGGAGUCAGGAAGAAUUUGAAAGCCAUAUUGUGAAAGAACGUGAAGGAAAAAGACCUCUUUUGACUGGGGAUUUACAAGUCACACUUAAGGAAGGUGUGGGAACACUAGGUGAUCUCACAUUUACAGAUAAUUCCAGCUGGAUAAGGAGCAGGAAGUUCAGACUUGGUCUGAAAGUUGCAUCAGGUUAUAGUCAGGAUCUACGCAUCCGGGAAGCGAAAACAGAAGCUUUUACCGUCAAAGAUCACCGAGGGGAAUUGUACAAGAAGCAUUACCCACCUGCAUUGAAUGAUGAAGUAUGGAGAUUGGAGAAAAUCGGGAAGGAUGGAUCAUUCCACAAGAGGCUUACUAAAGCCAACAUAUAUACUGUGGAAGACUUCCUGCGGCUUGUAGUCAAAGACUCGCAGAAGUUGCGGACAAUUCUUGGUAGUGGCAUGUCAAAUAAAAUGUGGGAUGCUCUCAUAGAGCACGCCAAGACUUGUGCCCUGGGUGGGAAGCUUUAUGUGUACUACCCCGAUGAUACAAGAAACGUAGGUGUUGUUUUUAACAAUAUCUAUGCGCUGAGUGGCCUCAUUGCUAAUGAGCAAUAUUAUCCCGCAGAUUCACUUACUGAUGGCCAGAAGGUUUAUGUGGAUACUUGGUUGAAGAAAGCAUAUGACAACUGGAGUCAAGUUUUAGAGUAUGAUGGAAAAUCAUUGUUAAAUUUUAUGCAGACUGAGAAGCCAAACACAUCCAAAAUCGAAUUACCUCUGGGUUCAGCUGACUAUUCUCUAUCUUUAGAUAACCAACUUCCUCCACAGAAAUUGUUGGCAACUGUUCCCUCUGAAUCUACAUCGAUAGAUCAUAGUGUGAUGGUUGGAGGGUACAACGAGAAUGUGAGCACCAGAUAUUCCUCCCAGGCCCCAUUUGAACUGCCCGCUUAUACCCCACACCAGCCGCAGGUCAACCAUUCCCAAAACCAAAAUGCCACAUACGAUAACAGAGUUAACCUUGCUCUUGGUCCUUUGACUCCUUUCGAGGACUGGUCUAGUUCCCGAAGUAAGGGCGUUGAUGACUUCUUGUCAGAGGAUGAAAUUCGUAUGAGAAGUCAUGAAAUGCUGGAAAACGAAGAUAUGCAACACUUGCUUCAGCUUUUCAGCAUGGGAGGCCACCCCUCCGGCAGUGCUCCUGAAGACGGGUUUAGCUUCCCUACUUAUAACAUGCAGUCACCUUCUCCUGGGUUCAGUUAUGGAGAGGAUGGAGCCCGUUCCGGGAAGGCUGUUGCUGGCUGGCUGAAGAUCAAGGCUGCAAUGAGGUGGGGCAUCUUUAUCAGGAAGAAAGCAGCAGAGAGGAGGGCACGCAUCGUGGAGUUAGAUGAUGAAUGACUCUCCUUCAGAAGAUUCGAGUUAACUUUCAAACCAGACGACUUCUGACAACUGCUACUCGUUGUUAAUGCCAGUAGGAUUCGUGGAAUUUCGCUCGAGUGUAUUGAAUUAUAAAUCCUCAGAACUUUGAAGACAGUUUGUUGAUUUUAUGUACAGUCAUCUGUACAGUAAGUUUAUUGUUGCUUACACUUGUAUGUAUGUUGAACAUGUACUGUAUAAUUGGUCAUGAAAUUCAUUUACUUUGAAUUCGAUAUA
Salvia hispanica is the source of this 2341-nucleotide messenger RNA. RefSeq names its product calmodulin-binding protein 60 B-like. Gene Ontology annotation, biological process: regulation of salicylic acid biosynthetic process. The record is from RefSeq and is a predicted model, not a curated record. Gene Ontology annotation, molecular function: sequence-specific DNA binding; DNA-binding transcription factor activity; calmodulin binding. Gene Ontology annotation, cellular component: nucleus. NCBI's taxonomy places the organism in Eukaryota, Viridiplantae, Streptophyta, Magnoliopsida, Lamiales, Lamiaceae.